Molecule: messenger RNA, 2010 nt
Organism: Cuscuta epithymum
Lineage: Eukaryota; Viridiplantae; Streptophyta; Magnoliopsida; Solanales; Convolvulaceae
Source: the annotation of a GenBank genome assembly
UGUACAUCUAUAUGCAUAUAUGUAUAAUAUACCUACACGUACUGCGUCAAAUCUAUUGACGCAAACCCAGAGAUAAAGACUACUUUAAAACUUCGGUCUGGUAGAGAGUAAGAGAAAGAAUGUGAGAAAAGAGAGAAACGGUCGACAGUAGGGGGAGAAAUCCUUCGCUGGAGUUUCGCCGGAGUGGGUUUUGACGUCAAAAAAAGAGAGGAGCUGAAGCUGCGAUGCCGGUCUGUGUAGCUAAACCAGUGUAUCCCAACAGAUCCACCAUCUUCGUCAGUCUGGUAGUCAUCUCCAGUUCAGGUGAUUAUUUAGAGAUAUGAAUAGAGGAGGAGAACUAGGAGCUUCGGAAUUAAGUGAUCAGAGGUUCCAAAUGAAGAAUUCAAUUGCAACAACCAUGAAGCUUCCUCCAUGUGUAAGCAACAACUAUGAAGCUUCCUCCAUGUGCAAGAAUAAUGACAAAGGGAGCUUCCUCAACCACCAUUGAAGUUUCCUCAUGUUUAAUCCCACCUUCCUCCCACCUUCAUACUACCUUGUUUUUGGUAUUAUAAAUAGAGAGCUUGGAGAGUCUUUCUAUCAUCAAGUAAAUUAGAAUAGAUCAUCAUAGCACAACCAAGUUUGAGUUGUGAAUAUCCUUGAGAGAUAUGCGAGGUGUUUUUGAGAGUUUUUAGUUAGAACUUGUAUGUCUCUUCUUUCUAUUCUUGAAAGUAAUAGAAAUGUUUUUCUCUCAUAUUAGCACGAUCCUGUUAUUCCCAACAAGUGGCAUCAGAGCCUGGUUGAGCUUUUGAUAUUUUUCCCAUAUUUUUUCAGAUAAAAUUCUACUGUCUAAAAAAUUGAGUUUUUCCGGAAUUGCAAUCUGAAUAUACUGUUGGAUUCGUCUCGUUGAGACGAGAAAACUGGUAUUUUAAGGGAAUUUUUUGGCCACCGGAAGCUGCCGUACGCGCCGCCAAACGCCGGCCAAAAACUUCUUGCAUCAUCGCUGCUGUUAUCACGCGCAGUCCAGAGAUAGAAGAUGGCUGACGUCAUAGCUGACGUCAUCAGCCAGCCAGACCUGCAUCAGCGACACGUCAGCGCCACAUGUGCAGUCCCACUGUCCCAGCACAGCCAGCCGCCACGUCAUCGGUCAACUGCCAUCUUUCACCUGCGUCCAGUUAGCUGCCAUGUCAUCCCCAGUCAGCGCCACGUCAGUGCCACGUCACCGGUCAGUUUUUAAAUUUUGAAAAAUUGCAGUUUGGUCCCUCAAUUUUUAAAAAAUUAUAAUUUUGGCCUGUAAUUUUUUGAAAAUUAUAUUUUGACCCCGAAAGUGCCUACCCACCAUUUUCGGUCGUUCCGGACGCAACGGUGCUGCCCGUUUUUCGAAAUUCUGCUCCGAUUUUUCUGAAACAGAAAAUCAAAAUUAUUUAGAAGGUGAAAAUGACCUUUGACGAGUCAACUUCAUCUUCUGAAGCUAUGAUUAUGCUCACGGCUACCAACUACACGCUAUGGAAACCUCGGAUGGAAGAUUUCCUUAGCUGUAAAGACCUUUUUGUUCCAAUAGAGAUGAAAGGUAUUAAUCCUGACCCGGCCAAGUCAACGGAGUGGAAGAAAAUUAAUAGAAAAACUAUUGGUCAAAUCCGACAAUGGAUUGACCAUAGUGUCUCCCACCAUGUUGCACAAGAGACCGACGCUUAUGCCCUUUGGAAGAAGUUAGAAGAUAUGUACCAGGCCAAGACCGCUAGGAACAAGGCCUUACUGAUGAGGCGUCUUGUCAAUAUGAAGCUCAAAAGUGGAACUUCUGUUGCUGAACAUACUAGUCAAUUUCUAAGUCUGGUAAAUCAACUAUCUUGUGUAGAAAUGCCACUUGGAGAUGAAAUGCAAUCUCUACUACUUCUUAGUUCCCUUCCUGAUAGUUGGGAGACACUAGUUGUUACUCUCAGCAACUCAGCCCUAGAUGGCAAACUUACCAUGUCUGUGGUCAAGGAUGCACUGUUCAAUGAGGAGGCAAGAAGGAAGGACAUGAGCACAGAUGAG